AAAGUCGAUACAUUCCCGGAGCUUCACGUUGACUAGCACAGAAUGAAGAGUUCUCUUUCUUUCGGAACCCUGGCGGUCCUCGCCUUGAAUCUCUCCGUGGCUGCCAAAGCAGUGCCAAACAGCGACAAUCUGGACGCCCUGGAAAUCGAUCCUAGUCGUCGUCUGAAGUCCUCCAAGUCGUCGAAGUCAUCCAAAUCCUCCAGUAGCAAGAAUACAUCUGCUCCUCUCCCGGUUCCUGUGCCAACGACCAAUCCUUCGGGCAUGCCUUCGACCGUCCCUACCGUGGCGCCACCUACCGACGCUCCCGUACUCGCGACUCCGGCCCCUACCGACGCUCCCGUGCUCGCGACUCCGGCCCCUACCGACGCUCCCGUGCUAACGACUCCGGUACCUACCACCGCCCCCGACCUCGCUACCAUCGCCCCCACUUCCAGUAGCAAGAGCAGCAAGAGUAGCAAAAACGGCAAGUCCAUGAUGAAAAGAGGACGUUGAAAACUCAAUUGGGUCCGACUGUUACCUGUUGGAUAUUGGUGCUAUUGGAACGUUUUAGAACCACAAUGAACCGUGCGGAGUUCCGGAAGCGCGUCUACUUAAGCCCCUCGAAGUAAAUCCUUGGGACUUUAGUAAAUUCAUUCCUAUGACACAU
Molecule: messenger RNA, 646 nt
Organism: Phaeodactylum tricornutum CCAP 1055/1
Lineage: Eukaryota; Bacillariophyta; Bacillariophyceae; Surirellales; Neidiaceae
Exons: 1
Coding region: 43-492 (149 amino acids)
Source: RefSeq, a predicted model, not a curated record